This is a messenger RNA of Orussus abietinus, 1477 nucleotides long. RefSeq names its product diuretic hormone 44 (gene Dh44). Gene Ontology annotation, cellular component: extracellular region. NCBI's taxonomy places the organism in Eukaryota, Metazoa, Arthropoda, Insecta, Hymenoptera, Orussidae. The transcript is spliced from 4 exons. Gene Ontology annotation, molecular function: hormone activity. The record is from RefSeq and is a predicted model, not a curated record. The coding region runs from base 94 to 696 and encodes 200 amino acids.
GCGGCCAGAGCGGACGGCGGAAGGCCCGGCGAGGGGCCCGCUCGGAGGACAUCCGGAUACACGGCGUCGAAAGGCCUCCACGUGGCGCUCAAAAUGAUGCUGAUCGGCUUUCUGGCGACUACCGCGAUGAUCUCUCUCGCCCGAUCAUCUUCGAUCUCCUACUCGACGUUUCGCAGGAGAGAAGUGCCGAUGCUGGAUCGGCCCGAAGUCCUUCUCCUGUUCGAUCGGGCACCGAGUCUGGAGAACGAGCCUUUCGACUCGAGCAACGAGCCGGCGUCCUCGCUGGUGCGUCCCAAGAGGAUCGGAUCUCUGUCCAUCGUGAAUCCUCUGGACGUCCUGCGACAGCGGGUCCUGCUGGAGCUGGCCCGCAGGAAGAUGCGCCAGGAUCAGCAACAGGUCGACGCCAAUCGUCGAUUCCUGGAGACCAUCGGGAAGAGGUCCGUUCCUAGUCUCGAGCCGAAGGACUUCAGGGACUCCCAGGACCUGGAAGAAGACCCUGAGGUCGACUCGGCCAACGACGACGACCCUCGCCGAUCCUUGCCCAGUCGGCAUCCAGGAGAGGACCGGGAUGGACCGGUCGCUCCUGGCAGGAAAACCAACAGGAUCCAGGAUUGGCUCGACUCUGACGACGACCUGAGGAGGAGCCAGGACGAUCGGACGCGUAGGAUGCAGCUCGACGAGCUGCACCUUCUCUAACUUCCGAGUUCAACGAAUCGAGAGGGGAAAGAAGCCCGAAAUUGAGACUGGCAAACUCCUCGCCCAUCCGUGUGCGGUUCUCCAGGUUGACGACAUCAUCCAUGACUUUUCCGUAGACCGAGGAAAAGGAAACGCCACCGAGCCGAAGAUAUGUUUCCUUGGACAGUGCCUGAGGAACGGUUUAAUAAUUCAAGGAAUAAUCCCCUGAAACGAUCCUCUGGAAUCGUGACUAGUUAUAUCGGUUCAUUAAGGUCUGAUAAUUAUUCCUUGAAUUAGAGGUACAUUUCUUUGGGUCGUGAACCCUCUCUUUUUCCUCGGUCCUCGGUUUCGAUCCCAGUUGAAUUCCUCUCUGCCGUUCGGUUCCCCGACCUCGAGGAGGACCUCGACGGACCACCUCGUGGAGUCGGCGAUGUCGACCGAUCGCUCCCAAGUAUUCAACUCUUCUAGGGCAUUGUUCAUUUCGGUAGUUCGACUUUGGUAGAACCUUGUCUCCUGUAGAUUGACCAAAUACGUCUAAGGCUCGAGAGGGAUUCAUCGACGGUAGAGUUGUCCCCGUUGUCGUAGAUGUUUAGCGGCUACUUUAUUAAUUGACGUUAUCGAUAAGUAAGCAGCCAUGUUCUAGAAAAUGCUUCCAAGAGGGCGACGAAGAGGUCGGUCCCUGGUCAUCAUUUCCACUUCCGGAUCCGCGUGAUUCGGGAAAUCUUAAUCGGAGACCUUAAGGUGAUACGAAAGUGGCGUUAAGCCGAUGUGAAAGUGGCGUCGAAGAGGUUUGCUUAUAACA